AUGAGUACCCAAAUUGUUGCCCGCGUUUUGGUUAAGGCUCUUAUGGCAAUGCCAGCUCCAGAUUUCAGCCUUUGUCUCUUUUUAAUCCCAGAACGAGUGCAAAUGGAGGAUCAAUUCAAGACUCUAAUUGUUCUCUCACACUAUUUGGAGACAGCAAGAUUCCAUCAGUUCUGGGAUGAAGCAGCUAAAAACCGCCACAUAGUUGAAGUUGUGCCUGGAUUUGAACAAGCAAUUCAAGCCUAUGCAAUUCAUGUCCUUUCACUGACUUACCAAAAGGUUCCGAGGUCUGUUCUUGCUGAGGCCAUAAACAUAGAAGGUCUAUCUCUGGACAAGUUCCUUGAGCACCAGGUAGCAAACUUUGGUUGGGUUCUUGAGAAAGGUCAAGGUAGGGGCCAACUCAUUGCCCUACCUCACAAUGAGUUCAACCAUCCAGAGCUAAAGAAGAGUACUGCUGAUAGCAUUGUGUUGGAGCACAUUACCCGUAUCUUCCCCAUUCUUGGCUGA
Messenger RNA from Ilex paraguariensis (yerba mate), 504 nucleotides. NCBI's taxonomy places the organism in Eukaryota, Viridiplantae, Streptophyta, Magnoliopsida, Aquifoliales, Aquifoliaceae. The record is from the annotation of a GenBank genome assembly.